Messenger RNA from Artibeus jamaicensis (Jamaican fruit-eating bat), 1676 nucleotides. It is a transcript of the gene IQCM, whose product is annotated as IQ motif containing M. Gene Ontology annotation, molecular function: protein binding. The record is from RefSeq and is a predicted model, not a curated record. The annotation marks the transcript as partial. The transcript is spliced from 11 exons. Lineage: Eukaryota; Metazoa; Chordata; Mammalia; Chiroptera; Phyllostomidae.
AUUACCAAGCAAGAUUUUUUUCAGGAAGCAAAAAAUCUCAUUGCCCAACAUUAUGAGAAAAUAAAUGAGAACAAAAUUCAAGGUAGUUCUAUAAAUGUUUUCAGAAAUAAACACCAAAAACCAAAAUCUGGCAUAUUCAUACCUUUGGAGAUAAAGAAGAAGGAAACACUUGAUGUGGUCCAAGAACUUCAGACAGCACACAAACAUACUUGUUUUCCCAAAGAUGUUUCCAAAGGCGACCAUUCUGAGGAGCCCCCACAAUCCACUUCUUUUAAGAAGCCAUGCAUUUUUAAUGUAAAAGAGAAAUUCAUGGGAUCCAUAGAUCUAAUUGCAAAAGAACAAGUUAAACUGUGUAAAAUAGUGACUAAUAUUGAGUCAGUGGGGAAAAAAAUGGAGAAAGAAAAGCAACAGUACCGUGGGAAGUCCAGAGUGCUGGACUCAUAUGCCUUACCCAUCACCAAGUUUGGCUUUUCUGUACAAUCCAUGACCUCUCCUCUCAUGGGGCUUCUGAAAGGACACGACAAAACAUUCUACGAUUGGAGAGGAAUUAUGUCAAGGUCUUCCCAUUCUGCUCGUGGCUCCAGGUUCCCUAGUUUCUUUGGACCAUCCUUUCCGGAAUAUAGUACUAAAGGCUUUAUGAAAAGAGAGAAACUAGCUUUCAAGCCCGAACCAAAGCCAGAACCCAGGGUACAACCUAGUUCAUUUAGAAUUGAUAAACUGGACAGUAAAGUUAAAAGAAUUGGACCACACAUAGAAAUUUUCCAAGUAUUCCGGAAAAGGAACAAACUUAUAAUCACCAAAAAAGUGAUUAGAAUGAUCACCAUCAUGCAGGCACAUGUCAGAGGCUGGCUCGAGCGCAAAAGAUUACGAAGAAUAGUAGGCAAGGCUUUGUACCAUGGGCAGAAUUUGAGAGAGGUCAUCAACAUAUACUGCAGACUGAUCCAUCGCAUUAAAUAUCGACUUGGUCUUUGGAGGACAAGACAAAUUAUAAACUUCACAGAGUUAGAGGAAUGGAUGGAUAGAAAAAAGUUUUACGAAACGAUGUUUGCUAAGAGAGAAGAUUGGCAAGGGCUGCAAAGAAAUGAGCUCCUGAAGUACUUCAAUGACUGUGGCCAUUUCCCAAUUCAGCAGCAGGUUGAUCAGGUUUGGAACCUGGUCCACAGAGAAGACCGUGAAAAGUAUUCUGAAAUCAUCAAGAAGACCAAUGCAAUUGAAAUGUUGUUUACACUCUAUCCUCCUCAAGGUGCCCAUAUGCAGAAUAAUACGCGACUUAGGUCAACUUGGCUGAGACCCAUAGUAAAUGGAGAAGAAGGAUACAAGUACAUAGUGAGCGGACAUCCAGUACUCAAAAGAGCUAACAUCCAGAUUGUUGGGAAGUUAGUGUCCACAUCUAUGAGAGAAAGGAAAAUGAGACAACAGCAGGUGUUCUGAGAAGUAGAAUACUGUUUUCAAUACAAUGUUGCUGUCUUAAGAGUUGAACCCAUCUACCCCAAGAGAUAAGUUAAUACUGGCCAUGGAUUAAUUUGAUAUCAACAGGCAAAAUGACAAAGCAUCUUUAUAUAUCUAGAGAUUUGGAACAAGUCAGUCUGUAAAUUUUCUAUAUCUUCAGAUGAACCAUUCAUUGGAUAUUUUUCAUAAAAAUUCUGCUAAAACCACAGUGUCAAGUGCUCCUUUCA